AUGGGGGCGGUGAGGGUAAAAGCUAUUCUUUCUCAUUGUUUGCAUUUUUCCUCCUGCCACACCCAGCUGGCCGGCCUGUACAGAUCCUCCCCGGCGCUGGGGCGCUACUUCUCUCACGCUGAGGUGCACGCUGUCAGGAACGACUCGGUCGUCUUCGAGUACCGGCUGACUUUUAUGUUCCCGGAAGAGCACCUGGAAGAGCUAAAGAAGUUCACUCUGAGCAGGGAGAUGGUAUUCAACGUGUUCAGACAGUUUCUUUAUGACCAGGAUCCCGUGGAGUCGGGGACGACCUACGUUGAUCCAGUUUCCCUCGAGAUGUUUUCAGUGCUCUGA
Molecule: messenger RNA, 333 nt
Organism: Menidia menidia (Atlantic silverside)
Lineage: Eukaryota; Metazoa; Chordata; Actinopteri; Atheriniformes; Atherinopsidae
Source: the annotation of a GenBank genome assembly